Molecule: messenger RNA, 489 nt
Organism: Harpegnathos saltator (Jerdon's jumping ant)
Lineage: Eukaryota; Metazoa; Arthropoda; Insecta; Hymenoptera; Formicidae
Product: THAP domain-containing protein 4-like
Exons: 4
Coding region: 1-489 (162 amino acids)
Source: RefSeq, a predicted model, not a curated record
AUGGUUGGAUGUAUCAUACCAUUUUGCAACAAUUCCUCAGAAAAGGGAUAUAUUCUGAAAAUAAUCCCGAGAGAUGAUGAACGUCGACGACAAUGGAUAGAACGUAUAAAUACAAAGUAUAAUUGGACGCCAGCAAAACAUUCAUGUGUAUGCGAGGUACACUUUCAACCUGAAAUGUGGGAACAGAGGAGCGAUAAGAAAAGGAAAUUGAAACAUAACGCAGUACCUACAAUUUUUGAAUAUUUUGUAAAGAAACAAAUUCCUGUUACGAUACCUAAUACCAUUGAGGAAACACAGCAGCCCGUUUAUGAAGAACAUAUAGCAGUAAAUGAGAAACAGACGGUUAUAAAUGACAUAGUUGAACCUGCUCCUGCUCCUACUACAUCAUUGUUAAAUGAUACAGAACAUAUUGAAGUAAAUGAGAAACAGAUGGUUAUAAAUGACACUGUUGAACCUGCUCCUGUUCUAACUAUAUCAUCGUUACCAUAA